Gaeumannomyces tritici R3-111a-1 is the source of this 1558-nucleotide messenger RNA. Its product is annotated as methyltransferase. Bases 209 to 1054 code for a protein of 281 amino acids. NCBI's taxonomy places the organism in Eukaryota, Fungi, Ascomycota, Sordariomycetes, Magnaporthales, Magnaporthaceae. Gene Ontology annotation, cellular component: nucleolus. The transcript has 2 exons. Gene Ontology annotation, molecular function: rRNA (guanine) methyltransferase activity. Gene Ontology annotation, biological process: rRNA (guanine-N7)-methylation. The record is from RefSeq and is a predicted model, not a curated record.
AGCUGCCAAGCUACAUUAUUUUGUGCCCUGCCAUUUUAUCACACCGCCUUUUUUUCACCCCGGAACGCGGAACUCACACGAGACAGCCUGCUAUAUCGACGGCAAGCCAUUGUGACGCUCCUUCAAGGCUGAGGCUGCCGCCAACACAUCCACAAUACUCUAGACACGGGCGCGGAGUUGCCGACCGCCAGACGACGUCACAGCAGCCAUGUCACGGCCCGAGGACACCCUCGCGGCCGACGUCCACUACGAUGACACCGAGGCGCGCAAGUACACGACGAGCUCGCGCAUCCAAAACAUCCAGGCGAUAAUGACGCGGCGCGCCCUCGAGCUGCUCGAGCUCAAGUCGCCUAGCCUGAUCCUCGACGUCGGCUGCGGCAGCGGCCUGUCGGGCGAGAUGCUGACGGCCGAGCUGCCCGAGGACGGCGGGCCGCACACGUGGGUCGGCAUGGACGUGAGCCCGUCGAUGCUGGACGUGGCGCUGCAGCGCGACGUCGAGGGCGAUCUGAUGCUGGCCGACAUCGGGCAGGGCGUGCCGUUCCGCGCCGGCACCUUCGACGCCGCUAUUAGCAUCAGCGCCAUCCAGUGGCUAUGCAACGCCGAGAGCAGCGACACGUCGCCCCAGGGCCGCCUGACGCGCUUCUUCAACGGGCUCUACGCCUCGCUCCGCCGCGGCGGCCGCGCCGUCUGCCAGUUCUACCCCAAGAACGACACCCAGCGCGACAUGAUCGCCGGCGCCGCCAAGCGCGCCGGCUUCGGCGCCGGCCUGCUCGAGGACGACCCGGACACCAAGAACAAGAAGGUCUAUCUAGUGCUCACGGUCGGUGGCAGCGCCGCCGACGGCAGCGGCGGCGACAUCACCGACGUGGUCAAGGGAAUGGACAACGUCGACGUCAUGGACGUCGCCAGGAGGAAUCAGAAGUCCGGGAGGGGGGAGAUGAAGAAGGGCAGCAAGGCAUGGAUCAUGAAGAAAAAGGACCAGAUGGAGCGCAAGGGUAAAGUGGUUAAGUCGAGUUCCAAAUACACAGGCAGGAAACGGCGUCUGGCGUUUUAAGUAGGGGGUCGACUUUCUGCCGCUGGAGUUCUAACGCCAGUGCUUCUUUACCUGGCAUCACGAUUUGCAUUGUACGGCGUUUUGGUUUUUGGGUUUUUGGGGCCUGGGUGGGAAAAUAACUAGCGAUUUCUUUCUGGCCUGCCUUUACUCUUGUGAGCAUUCUAGUGGCGCCAUGUCCUGAGCUGUAUGAAUCUGGGUUGCCAUUCGGCGACGUGAUGGAAUGAAGAGCUCUGCCCGCUCGCUGCAUGACAUCUGUCGAGCUACGGCCAAGCAUGGUGCCUCUUUGUAAGAAUGUGAAGAGAUUCACAAAGAAAACGCUUGGGCGCUGAGCCACAACAUAGUCUUGCUGCUGGCCCCCUUGUCUCACGCACACGCAAACCCAACCCCGAGGUCAAACCCAGGCCUACUCACUGGGGCGGUCCCGGCUGGCCCAAGUCGAACCACCGUUAAAUGACGAUGGCUGCCGGUAGAUGUGGAAGAUUUAAUCGCUGUAUUUCAUGACGG